Molecule: messenger RNA, 1865 nt
Organism: Ornithodoros turicata
Lineage: Eukaryota; Metazoa; Arthropoda; Arachnida; Ixodida; Argasidae
Exons: 2
Coding region: 14-997 (327 amino acids)
Source: RefSeq, a predicted model, not a curated record
UGCACGUGCUGGGAUGUUGAACAUGGUUCAAUACAAUGGCUAUUACUCAUGUCCAUGGUGUUUCCAUCCUGGAAUAUGUAUUGAAGGAUAUGUCAAGUUCCCAGUGACAGAAGGACCAUCUCCUAACACGACAGGACAAGCCCUAAUCGAGGACAAGAGGGAAGCUGCUGCUACUAGCCGAAUAGUUCGCGGCAUUAAAGGGCCAUCUGUGCUUCUGACUGUUCUUGGCAUCAGCAUCAUCAAAAGUUUCGUGCCCGACUAUAUGCAUGCGUGUUUGCUGGGAACAGUGAGGCAGAUCACGGACCUGUGGUUCAGUGAUGUCGGUGCUGAUUACUAUAUUGGUGCUCCAACAAAACGUCAGCUGAUCGAUGAGAGACUUCAAAGCUUAAAGCCUCCAUCCUGCUUCACACGAUGUCCAAAGUCUGUAAAGCAAAGAGGAUUCUGGAAAGCGGGAGAACUACAGUCGUGGUUGCUGUACUUCAGCCUUCCAUGUGUUUACGGCAUUUUGCCCAGCACCUACCAUGACCAUUUUGCAUUACUGGUGGCAGGCAUCUAUCUGCUGAUGAAAAGCAGAGUAACAGAAGAUGAUGUGGCUCUCAGCAACGAGAAGCUGACAAGGUUCGUUGUGAUGUUGGAAUGCCUUUACCACAAACGUGAAAUGAAGUCGAAUGUCCAUGUACUCCAUCUACCCAACAGUGUCAGGCUACAUGGCCCUCUGUGGGGCAUCUCCUGCUUUGCUUUUGAAACUAAUAUGGGACAUCUUCUAAACCUGGUGUCAUCAUCGAACAGUGUACCACUGCAGAUAUUUUCCCGUAUUUUAAUGCGUAACAACUUCUACCAGUUGAGAAGUUUGGCGUCGGACAACGUGCAGGACUUGUGCAGCCACGAAAAGCCAAGCCUCGGCGGCACAAUCGAGCCACUUAGUAAAAGCAAAGCCUGUUUCCCAGCCAAUUCGAGAAUGUGUCAAGGCACAGUUUGGAGAACCACAGAGGAUUGAGGAGUAUGACGGUGUCUCUAUUGGUGGCUACAUUCUGCACAGUGUUCAGUAUAGCCGUCCAUCCAAAAGAGAUUCAACUUCUUUGCAGCUUGGAGAGGAAUACCUCAGAGCGGAAAAUAUCUGAGUGCUUUCUUCUGGUGGUAAAAAAUCUAUCCAUAUUUUAUCGCACGUGUAUGACACAGAGACAGUAUGCUCUGUAGGUCAUAUAACAAGGGCUACACAACGUUCCCCGAAGGUUAUCCGUGAACUUUCUCCAAGUAUGAAUCGGUAUGUGUACUUGACCAUUGGGGAAGAUAAAUAUUUUGUGCGGCUCUGCAACAGGUAUCAGUGGACCUGAGAUAUAGUGUGUAACAUCAAGAGCCUUCCAUCAGUGUACAUUUGUAGCAGUGCACAUUGUUGCACUUUUCCCCAUGUGAUGGUCAUGAUUUUCUGUAUCUGAAUGACACAAGGCUAUCUAUUUUCUUUCAUCCAUUAAUAAGAUGUGCGUGUUACUGACACUGUUGCUCCCCUUCUCAUCACAUUUAUUUUGGAGAGGUUCUUGCUGGUCUCUUAAAGCAACCACUUUGUAUUGUAUUGAAUCACCAUCAUCAUCAAAUUAAGAAAUUGAUUUCAGGCAUCAAACACCACAAGAUGAUAGGAAGUGCAAAUGGACCACUUAUACCAUGACCAUAACCGUUAAGUAUCAUGCACUUAAACUGUUAAAAAAUGCAGCUGAAAUGAGUAUCAUGCAAGUUAUAAACACUGCACCAUCUGCAAAUUGUCCUGUAAAGGUGGCUUCAGGUAGUUAUUUCUAAAGCAGGCUGAUAGUUUGAAUAUAUUCAAAAUAUUAUGAAAAAGGCUGAUCAGUUGAGGAAGGCCGCAUCCCGUU